AGAGUUGCCAGCCCUGCUGCCGCUAUGAUACCCCCCGCGGACUCUCUCCUCAAAUAUGACACCCCAGUGUUGGUGAGCCGGAACACAGAAAAACGGAGCCCCAAGGCUCGCUCACUGAAAGUCAGCCCCCAGCAGCCUGGGCCCUCGGGUCCAGUCCCACAGCCACCCAAGGGCAAACUACCAUCAACUUCCUGUGUCCCUGAUCCUGCGAAACAGGCAGAAGAAAUCUUGAAUGCCAUCUUGCCUCCAAGGGAGUGGGUGGAAGACACGCAGCUAUGGAUCCAGCAGGUGUCCAGCACCCCUAGCACCAGGAUGGAUGUGGUGCAUCUACAGGAGCAGCUGGACCUGAAGCUGCAGCAGAGACAGGCCAGGGAGACGGGCAUCUGCCCUGUGCGCAGGGAGCUCUACUCGCAGUGUUUCGAUGAGCUGAUCCGGGAGGUCACCAUCAACUGUGCAGAGAGAGGGCUGCUGCUGCUGCGCGUCCGGGAUGAGAUCCGCAUGACCAUCGCCGCCUACCAGACUCUGUAUGAGAGCAGCGUGGCGUUCGGCAUGAGGAAGGCACUGCAGGCCGAACAGGGGAAGUCAGACAUGGAGAGGAAAAUUGCAGACUUGGAGACAGAAAAGAGAGAUCUGGAGAGGCAAGUGAAUGAACAGAAGGCAAAAUGUGAGGCCACUGAGAAGCGGGAGAGUGAGAGGCGACAGGUGGAAGAGAAGAAGCACAAUGAGGAGAUCCAGUUCUUGAAGAGGACCAACCAGCAGCUGAAGGCCCAACUGGAAGGCAUUAUCGCACCGAAGAAGUGAUAAUUUCCAUGAGUCUCAGCAGGCACUACGCCGCAUCGUAAGCCCAUUGUAAUAAAAAGCCAGUUUCCUGAGUGAACAAGCCAUCCCCUUCCCCUGAUCACCACUCACGUAAUUGUUAGAACUGUUGCCCAGUGCCGUGAAACACCUAAGGUCCGGCAGCCAGGCUCCUGGUUGGACUGUGGAAGGUGGUGUAACCCCGUGUCCAUGUGCAGUUUAUAGACUGGCCUGGGGAUCUGCCAUCUCAGUAACAGGAAGCAAAUGUUUCCCUGGAGAAAUGACUUUUGUACCAAGUCCAGUUCAUGGUUCACCUUGUACCUUGGGCUUCCCUGGCCCCAUCCUUCCACUUCAUCUCUUUAGUGUAACUCUUAGCAACUUAUUUCAGAGUUUGCUCUUAGCCUCAUCCCCACCCAAGUCAGCAGCCUAUCCUCAGUCAGCCUGGUUCUGCAAACAACAGCAGACAAACCCAUGCUUGCUGAGAGGCAAAGUCCCAGUAUCUUGAGCUCUGUCUGUAUCCCAGGCCCUCCCCACUACUCAGCUUCUGCAGGAAGGACAUGAAAGCCUGACUCUACACUCCCUAAUAGCCAUCAGUGAACAGCUAAGCAGGUAGCGACAUGUCACUGCAGUUCUAGUCAGGUUAUGGCCCCCAGAAGACUUCAAUUACAGACUAAUUUCCAUUCAGGGAAGCCCAGGGCGGGAGAGGUGAGUUUGAUGACACCCAUCAUUCAGGCAAGUGUCAGAAGUCCUGUUCUUCAGGUGGCACUAUCAUUUCCUUGCUGUUGGUGGGAAUGCCCAAAGGCGUGCCAGCAAGGACUCACUUCUUAGCAGCUUUGCCCUCCAUCCCAGUCAAGGCGUACUGCAGUAUGACCCCAAGAGCUCUUCUUACUGAAUAUACCCCACACACUCUGACCUUAUAUUACUUAGAGUUACGUCUUUGACUGUCACCCCAGGAUCCUGAGGAACUAGGUCUGCCACCUUCCUGGAAGAGCCCUUUCCCUGUGGUGUGCUGGCUUUGCCGCCCAGACAGAAAAGCAUUUAUACCCUAACGAGCCCAAGCAGGCUCAAGGCAGUUGCUGGAGCAUCCCCGCUCCUCCAGUCUCAUCACGAGUAUCUCUGAGGCCCUCGUGCUCCUACAGCUUUGUAGGCUCCCAUCCCCAGCACUGCUCAGUAAAGAAACAGACAGUCUCUCACACACACACAUACUCACACACACA
Messenger RNA from Arvicola amphibius (Eurasian water vole), 2012 nucleotides. RefSeq names its product dynein axonemal light intermediate chain 1 (gene Dnali1). Gene Ontology annotation, molecular function: dynein heavy chain binding. The coding region runs from base 25 to 801 and encodes 258 amino acids. Lineage: Eukaryota; Metazoa; Chordata; Mammalia; Rodentia; Cricetidae. Gene Ontology annotation, cellular component: filopodium; axoneme. The record is from RefSeq and is a predicted model, not a curated record. The transcript has 6 exons.